Limanda limanda (common dab) is the source of this 687-nucleotide messenger RNA. RefSeq lists its product as uncharacterized. NCBI's taxonomy places the organism in Eukaryota, Metazoa, Chordata, Actinopteri, Pleuronectiformes, Pleuronectidae. Gene Ontology annotation, cellular component: extracellular region. Gene Ontology annotation, molecular function: chemokine activity. Gene Ontology annotation, biological process: immune response. The transcript is spliced from 4 exons. The coding region runs from base 66 to 560 and encodes 164 amino acids. The record is from RefSeq and is a predicted model, not a curated record.
AGAAGACAGAACAAAACUAAUUACUCUGUUCAGUAUUUAUUAAUCUCAACUCUUACUUAUCAAACAUGAUCUACUCUGGAAGCCUGGUGAGAAGUGCGCUGGUCGCCUUCAUCCUGGUGGCUGUGGUGGAGUCGGGAUCGACAGCUCAGAAGCUGGCGAGCUGCUGCAAGACGGUCGACAGAAAUCCGAUUACUGAGCCCAUCACAGGAUACAUGGUGCAGCAGGCGAACCCCCCAUGUGUCAAAGCUGUGAUCUUUCAGACAAAGUCGGGUCUCUACUGCAGUCAGCUCAACGCUAAGUGGGUUCUACUUAAGAUUCAGGAAUUCAGGAAAGCAAAAGCUCAGUCGACUCUUCCUCCCACGGUCUCCCUCCUCUCCAUCAUCACAUCCACCGCCUCCCCUUCAUCAUCCUCUGCUCCUCUUCCCUCCUCUGCUCUCCCCUCCUCUGAUCUUCCCUCCUCUACUCUCCCCUCCUCUGCUCUUCCCUCCUCUGCUCUUCCCUCCUCUGCUCUCCCCUCCUCAUCUUCUGCUGAUGAAACCUCCAGCUCCAGCAGAUAUUAGUAGAACAUCAUCACCUCCACCUUCAAGGACCUUUGUUUAGAAGUCACCAACUCUGGCAUCAACGCUAUAAACGAAAUGUUUAAAAAAAAAGCACUUGAAAAGCACAGUACUGUUAUAGUUAGUUCAU